AGCCAGCCAGCCAGCCAGUCCCUGGCUAGACUUCCAGAAUCCUCUUAAGUCGGAGAAGGUUCUUUUCUCUACGAAGGUCAUCGAGUACGUCUGCCGCAAUGCGAUUCAUGAUCAGGCUUAGGUACUACAUUCCAGAUGCACUGCAGCUGCAGCGCUUCUAAGGAAAUUCGUUAAUUUUGAAAAUCGCAUUUCUGGAUAUUGGACGCGGAUAUCACAAAAGUCGUCACUUCUUCCAACAAGAUCGCAGCCUCGCGUCAUGUGAUACGCAUACAGGCAUCGAAUCAAGCAACUGGCGACUGCAGAAAUGGCACCGCCCUUUACGCACUUUCAUUCGAGGAAAAGGCUCGUACUUGAAAUUUCUCUUUGGCAUUUAGAACAUUCCCAAAAGCUCAGAUGCGGAAUCCACGGGGAAGCAGGAUGCAUGAUUCAAUGAUGGAAAGCCAAAAGAAUCCUGACCGGGCUUUCGGACAGACGUCAGAGUUGGGUCAAACCCCAUGUCAGUCGUCCGCAACGCAAAAGAAGAAGAAAACUGGAAGGAGAAGGAAGAGGAUUAGAAGGAAGAAAGAAGAUGGAAGGAGGAAGAAAACUGGAAAGAGAAAGAAGAGAAUUAGAAGGAAGAAAGAAGAUGGAAGGAGGAAGAAAACUGGAAAGAGAAAGAAGAGGAUUAGAAGAUGAAGCUGAGAAGAAGAAGAAGAACAACAACAAGGAAACGGAAAUGGAGAAAUUAUAAAACAAACCGGAGUCAUUGUGACUGCUGUUGAGACCAUAAUAUCUCAACCCUCAUCAGUCGCACGAGGCGCCUCGCACGCUGAACGAUUAGAUAUUAAAGAGCACCUACCGUGUAUGUAAAACCUCGUCAUCUGUGGAUAAAGUAUUCUAGUCUCUUGCAUUAGGUCGGCAAGGAAGGAAUCUUGUACGAACGCACCACUGAGGCAACGUGUGUACCUUGUGUAUGCUUUUUAAUCCACUCCAAACUACCACUCUAUUCCUCUCGCCUACUUGCAAACUUACCAUUCCCACUUUCAGAAUCUUU
This is a messenger RNA of Marchantia polymorpha subsp. ruderalis, 1033 nucleotides long. NCBI's taxonomy places the organism in Eukaryota, Viridiplantae, Streptophyta, Marchantiopsida, Marchantiales, Marchantiaceae. The record is from the annotation of a GenBank genome assembly.